AAAAAAAAAAAAAAAAAGUCUCCUCUCCUCUCAUCUGGUGGUGAACAUCAUGGAAAGCUCAAGCCACAACAGCGGGGAGUGAAAAUGAGAAAGAAGCUCCUGGUAGCAGCGAGAGGAGGCCUCUUCUUGUCCAAUCAUAACUUCAGACUCACUCGCUUGUCACAUCCCAGACCACCCAAAUGGGUGCUCAUUGAGGCAAACAGUUCUGCUGGUCAGUCAAAUACUCAGUGGCGUGGAUGGUCAUAUGCCGCCUCCGUACCUUCUGACAAGCCAAAUUCUCAGAAACGUCAAAAGAUUUCGAGAAAUGAAAGGAGAGCCAUGGUGGAAUCUUUUGUGAACAAGUACAGAGAGACAAAUGAUGGGAAGUUUCCAAAACUUAGGGAUGCUUGGAAAGAAGUUGGUGGCAGUUACUAUGUUGUUAGAGAAAUCUUUCAGGAAUUACAAUACAAGUCCAAAUUGAAUUCUUCAAACAACAUGGAUGAGAAUUUGGUUAAAAGAUAACUUCAACGGAGUAAACUUGGGAUCACUGAAACUGUAAAGGUUCCCUCUGAUACUACAGAGACUGCAAAAGACAGGCCUAUCCAUGAUGAUUGUGAAUUCGCAAUUUUAGAUGAAAUUGAUGCUGGGAAUGAGCAUCUGCAAGAUAAGAGAGGGCCACAGACUACCUCAUAUGAGGGGAGCUUGUCUAGAGAAGCUGUAAUCACCUCUGCUUCCCAGGAUAGUCAUUUCAUUACUGCUGAAAGUGACCUGUUGCAAAGAGAAGCUGAGCCUUCCAAAUCGAAUAAGUGGACAUCAAUUGAUGUCAAGACUGAGGAAGCUGAGUCUAGUUAUUCUGAUCUUGUUUCAGAAACUCAUCCAAUGAAAGAAGAGAAAACAAACACUGAGAAAGCUGAAUAUGAGAAAAGGGAGCAUGAUUCGUUGAAAGACCUUCCCAGUAUUUUUGGUCCAAAGCAUACUAUGGAGCAAGUUCAUGGAACUUCAGACAUGAAUGAGUCAAAAAUGAAGAUCAGUGAUGCUGAGGCUCCAAAGAAAACAACUUUGUGGGGAAAUCUGAAGUUAUUUGCGGAUGGCAUCAUGAACAUCUGGAAGAAACUAUGAAGUCAUGUGAUGCAACUUAGAAGAAAUUUAAUCUUUCACUAUACAACUGACGGUGCUUGUAAUUAGGCUUCAUGGACGCAGUCUGCUGUAUUGUUUCCUGACAACUUUAUUGCAAAAUUUUGGGUCUCCAUUCUGAGAAUCCCCUGACUUUUCUUGAGGCUUUUUAGUUUAGUUUCUUUCAGUGCUCGAGUUGACAGCUCUUUUUUAGGCAUGGCAUUUGUACAGGAGUUUCUACGCUCUUGCUGUAGGGAAGCUAAAUUACUUUGAUCUUGCAUAUGGUUUUCAUACAUGUUACGAACAAUUAGAAGGGAUAUAGAAUGUGACGAUUUAUGGAUUGCCAUGUUGGUAUA
Messenger RNA from Prosopis cineraria, 1448 nucleotides. RefSeq lists its product as uncharacterized. NCBI's taxonomy places the organism in Eukaryota, Viridiplantae, Streptophyta, Magnoliopsida, Fabales, Fabaceae. The record is from RefSeq and is a predicted model, not a curated record.